Messenger RNA from Striga hermonthica, 1254 nucleotides. The record is from the annotation of a GenBank genome assembly. Lineage: Eukaryota; Viridiplantae; Streptophyta; Magnoliopsida; Lamiales; Orobanchaceae.
AUGGCAAAAUCCAUUGGUCACUUGUUACAAGUGGUGUUGUUGUUGGCACUAUUAGUGCUUAAUAUUGAUCAAGUCUAUGGUGAUAACACUGUUGGAUGGGUCAACAUUACAAUCCUUUCAGACGCUGUUGCUAAAGGAGCAGUUUGCUUAGAUGGUAGCCCGGCAGGUUACCAUUAUUCCAAAGGAUUCGGAGACGGGGAAAAUAAUUGGCUCGUUUAUCUUCCGGGAGGAGGAUGGUGUAGCUCAACAAGUGAUUGCCUAAAUAGAGUGCGAACUUCGCCAAGUACUUCUACCACCACUAACAUCAAUAGAACAUAUUUUGGUGGGAUAAUGAGCUCAAACCAAUCCACAAAUCCAGAUUUCUACAACUGGAAUGUAGUUUACUUACGAUACUGUGAUGGGUCGUCGUUUACGGGAGAUGUGGAAGCUGUUGACCCCGGAACCAAUCUCCAUUAUAGAGGCUCAAGGAUUUUCAGCGCAAUCGUGGAAGAACUACUAACUAAAGGAUUGCAAAAUGCUCAAAAUGUUAUCCUUGCCGGCAACUCGGCUGGAGGACUAGCGACUAUUUUGAACUGCGACCGGUUUAGGGCAAUGGUGCCAAAUUGUGCCAGAACGAAAUGCAUUUCAGAUUCUGGUUUCUUCAUCCGAGCGAAAAAUCUCCCAAAUGUUGAUCAUAGAGAAAGUGAAUAUGCUCAAGUGGUUCAACUACAUGGAGUAGCAAAGUUUCUGCCAGAGUCAUGCACGUCAAGAAUGGACCCGAGUUUGUGUUUUUUCCCCGAAAAUUUGGUUGGAGAUGUUGAGACACCACUUUUCCUACUAAAUUCUGCUUUUGAUCUGUACCAGGUCACAUUCAAUUUGAAACCUUAUCCUGGGGAUGAGCAAGGCUGGACGAGUUGCACUAACGACACACAAACCUGCACACCUAGUCAAUUACAACUCAUAAAGGAUUUUAGAAAUACAUUCCUGGAGACAGUGACGAAUAUUAGUGAUAGUCCGUCGAGAGGAUUGUUUAUCGACUCUUGCUACAUUCAUGACCACCUUUGGUCAACUACAAGAUGGAGCACACCAAUAUUGGAUAAUAAGACCGUUGCACAGGCGGUUGGCGAUUGUUCAGAGCAUCACUCCAUCUCCGAUUUCAAAAUGAUUGAUGAUCAGGACUUGGGCUUCUUUGCCAACUUUCUCGGCAUAUUCAUAUUUGUUCUCGUCAUUGCUUAUCAUUAUGUCAUGGCGGAUCCUAAAUACGAGGGCAAUUGA